Molecule: messenger RNA, 654 nt
Organism: Peronospora farinosa
Lineage: Eukaryota; Oomycota; Peronosporomycetes; Peronosporales; Peronosporaceae
Source: the annotation of a GenBank genome assembly
AUGGCUCCGUCAUCAUGUCCGCUUUUGUUGGAAAACCGUGCGCUCAUUGACUCAUUAGGUUAUAUAGAUACGGAAUAUAACUCGGCAUCAAGUCAGCAACAAGUACAGGCUCAGAUCCGUGCUGAAAUGGCCACAUUCUCCCCUCCAAAAGACAAAUAUCUUGCGUUUUUACCUCCCUAUUCACCGUCUUUCGGUGGUCGAACACGACUUCAGAUCGAAUUUAAGCGCGUAUCAGCCAACGUUGCAUUGAAUGCUAUCGAUAUAAACCGGUAUCAAGUCUCCGAGCCCACGGGGAAGCAAGCAGCGAGUCUCGAGACAUGGGAACAAGCGGUUAAACAACUCCAAGUAGCAGUCGAACAUCAGAACAAUUGGAUGCUGAAUCUUGAGCUACAACAAGGUUAUGGGACUAAACUGGCUAAGGUCCGGACCGCUGUCAUGGACGGUAUGAAUCGUCAAUAUGAUCACAUGGUGCAGGAAACCAAGACGGCCUCGGACAAGAUCAAUUUGAGCAGACAACAAGAACAAUUACGGAACAUGACGAAGCUGCACAAUUAUCAGAGCAUAUACAAUGAACUUCUUGUCAAGAAUGCAUGCAUUAAACGAGCAUGUGUGGAAAAGGAGAGGCAGCAACAGAAGAAGCUCAAGACGGCGUGA